Molecule: messenger RNA, 276 nt
Organism: Penicillium angulare
Lineage: Eukaryota; Fungi; Ascomycota; Eurotiomycetes; Eurotiales; Aspergillaceae
Exons: 1
Coding region: 1-276 (91 amino acids)
Source: RefSeq, a predicted model, not a curated record
AUGGAUGCGGAUCAAGUUGUCACGAAUCUUGCGACUGUUCUCACUCUACUGCGGAUCACGACGGGCAUACUAGGUAUCACAGCGAUUAUUAACACAGCUCUUUUCGAGCUAGUUUCAUUUUCCGAAGAUCAGCAGCUCCUUAAGAACCCUCUCAAUGCGUUGUCAGUGCAGGUUGUGAUUCUUUUGUUGCCGACCCAGAUUUUGAUUGCGGCUUUUAUGUGGACUUUCUUUUGGAGGAAGGUUGACCAUUGCAACUCAUGUCCACAGGUUGGUUGA